GAUACGUUGUUGAUCGAAGAAAAUGAAUCAAAUAAUCAAGAAACUGAUUUGAACGACAAUAAAAAACAAGAAUCUCCAAUACCUUCAUCUUUUGACAUUGAAAAACCAUUUUCCGAUGAAAAGAUUUCAACUAAUUCAGAUUCACAAUUGGAAUUUGAAAAUUUUGAAUGCAAUAUUCCUGCCGAACCAAUGUCCGAUUCAGAUGAAAUCAAAGAUGAAAACAUUCAAACUGUGAUAAAGAACUUUAAUGUAUUAUCUUCAGCACCUCUUCCCGAAAAAAUCGACAUACAAAUAUGUGAUGAGCAACCCGAUUUACCUGAAAUGGAAGAAAAUGAUGUUGAGCAAACGAUUACAGUAGAAUCGCCAUCGGAUCAACAAAAUGAUGACCAAUUACGAAUAUCAAAUGAGGAUUUCAUUAUGAAUUGCAACCAAGAAGAGGAAAAUGAUUGGUGUGAUGAAAAUAUUGACAUACAAAAUGAAAUGAAAAUCGAUGAUGAUGUUGAUGAAGUUAUCAAUGAAGAUUUGCAAUCAAAUAUGAUUGAAAAUCAUAUUGAAAAUAACGAUGUAAAAUCCAUUAAUUUAAGUGAUGUAGAAACAAACAUUGUUGAUAGUUCAAUUGAUAAUCAAUUUGACAGUUCGACAGUACAGCUAGAAUCAAUACAAACAUCAUUUAAUGAACCAGAAAAAAUAGAUUCGGCUGUAUUAAUUUUGCCCCAUUCGACUGAAACUGCCAUGCAUAAAAUUGUUAAAAAGUCUGAUCCAAUAUUUGAUGAUAAGCAAGAUGGUUGGAAUGAAUCCCCUGAGCAUAAAAUUGUUAAAAAGUCUGAUCCAAUAUUUGAUGAUGAGCAAGAUGGUUGGACUGAAUCCCCUCAGCAUAAAAUCGUUAAAAAGUGUGAUCCAAUAUUUGAAGAUGAACAAGAUGGUUGGGAUGAUUGGGAAGAAGAAAUCGAGAAACCUCAAUUCGAUCAUAAUAAAUCCUUAAAAUCAGAAGAAAAAAUGAAAACUUCCAGCAUAGAAUUCGAAUCUGUUUCAAACGUAGAACAAGAAAACUCAGAAAAUCUUGAAGUUAUCGAAAAAUCCAAGUUAAAUUCUAUCGUAAAGAAUAAAGAAUCCAUAACAACAAAAGCUAAAUCAGAAAAAUCUCAACCUAAAUUCAAAGAAAUAACAGAUAAUAAUGAUGAUUGGAAUGAUUGGACAGAAAAAGAUUCUAAGAUUGUUGAAACAAAACCAUUGUUGAAAACAGAUUCAAAAAUCAAUCGUUUAUUGUCGAAAAACAAACCAAAAUUCAAUAUUGUUGAUCGUUUUGAUUCUGAUUCUAAAGAGCAACAAAACAAAGCGAAACCUAAAUUUGCCAAAAUUGUUGAUGAUGAUAAUGAUUGGAAUGAACAAGAUUGGACCGAAUCAUUAUCCAAUACGAAAAAAACAUCAAUAACAACAAAAUCUGUAACUAAUAAAUCUUCUCAACAUUCAUCAAUGGCAACAGCUAUGAUGGCACCUGCAUCAAUUUCCUCCAAACAAUAUCAACAAUUAUAUAAUCAAGUGCAAUCAUCAAAUUCUCAUUAUUCGAAUAAUUCUUCUCAACAAUCGCUUCCAUCAACAUCAUCGGGUGGUGAUUUUAGAUCAGCUCUUAAAACAGCUGCUGUUUCAACAAUGUCACAUGCUGUUAGAAAUUGGUCAUUUAAUCCGGUUUCUAUUUUUGAUUCUGUUGUGGAUAAUCUAAGUAAUGUGGUUGGAGUGCCAUCGGCUGAAGAAAUGGCCACCAUGAUGAGAAAACAAAACCAACAGCAGCCUAAAAAGAACUGAUUUUUAUUAAUGAUUCCGUCCUGAAUAUCGAUGAAAAUUUUGUUUUUUUAUUCUUGUUAAUUUAAUUUUUAAUGUUAUCAGAUUUUUGUUUUAAUUAUUUA
Molecule: messenger RNA, 1904 nt
Organism: Dermatophagoides pteronyssinus (European house dust mite)
Lineage: Eukaryota; Metazoa; Arthropoda; Arachnida; Sarcoptiformes; Pyroglyphidae
Source: RefSeq, a predicted model, not a curated record